This is a messenger RNA of Uncinocarpus reesii 1704, 2814 nucleotides long. RefSeq lists its product as uncharacterized. The record is from RefSeq and is a predicted model, not a curated record. The transcript has 3 exons. Gene Ontology annotation, biological process: protein import into nucleus. Gene Ontology annotation, molecular function: small GTPase binding; nuclear import signal receptor activity. Lineage: Eukaryota; Fungi; Ascomycota; Eurotiomycetes; Onygenales; Onygenaceae. Bases 1 to 2814 code for a protein of 937 amino acids. Gene Ontology annotation, cellular component: cytoplasm; nucleus.
AUGGCAUGGCAACCAGAGGAAGGGCCAUUGAGGCAACUGGCCGGAUUCCUAAAAGACUCUUUGAACGGAUAUGAUCCUGCUCUGCAGAAACAUGCCGAGCAGAUGCUUGCACAAGCGACAUCAUCACCGGAUUUUGUGAAUUACCUCACAUACCUCCUCCUUACUUCACAAGCCGUGCCAUCGCUAGGAUUCGAUGCCAACCAAUACACCGUUAUUCGAGUGUCCGCGGCGGUGAAUCUCAAGACAAAAUUGCGGGUGGCGUAUGGAACGAUUUCACCGAACAGCUUAGCAUAUGUCCGUUCUUCGGCCAUGGUCGCAUUGCACGAUCCAUCGAUUCAAGUAAGGAACGCAUCGGGCACAAUAAUAGCAGAGAUGGUGCACCAAGGAGGCGUAUUGUCGUGGCCAACUGUUUUUGAGGAACUCCUAUCGCUAGUCGCGAAUUCAACUGGAUCCGUCCCGAUGAUUGCUCAAGAAGCGGCGAUGUCUGCGCUACAAAAGGUUUGCGAGGAUAACCGGAAAAUGCUCGAUAAAGACUACCAGGGCCAACGCCCGUUAAGCAUUAUUUUACCCAAGUUGAUGGAAUUUACCGCUAGCCCGAGUCCGAAAGUCCGUUCCAUGGCUCUGUCAACUGUUCAGAUGUUCAUUUCUUCAAGGCCCGAUGCUCUAAUGGGCGCAUUGGACAAUUUCCUUCACGAACUAUUCAAACUGGCCAACGAUCCCGAUACAGACGUACGAAAAACAGUGUGUCAGUCGAUCGUGCAACUUGUUGAUGUUGCUCCCGACAAAUUAAUUCCACACAUGGAGGGCUUGGUCAACUACAUCAUCAUGCAACAAACUAACACUGAAGAUCCGGAACUGGCACUGGAUGCAGCCGAAUUCUGGUUGACCGUUGGCGAACAGAAACAGUUACAGCCGUCAUUGGUGCCAUACCUUGGAAAAGUCAUUCCUAUUUUGCUCCAGAGUAUGGUUUACGACGAAGAUGAUGCAGCGUUAUUGGCAGGAGAAGCCGACGAUGCCGAAUUAGAGGAUAAGCAAGAGGACUUGAAGCCCCAGUUUGCUAAGACCAAAGGCGCAAGGUUACCGGGCUUGAAAUCCGGCGACCACCCGAAUGGUGACGGCAAGUCUACACGUGAAGAGGAUGAGCUUAGCGACGGCGAGAUCGAAGAUGACUCCGAAUUUGGGGAGGAAGACCCUGAGGAUGAAUGGACCGUCAGAAAAUGCUCAGCUACGGCUCUAGAUGUUUUUGCCACGGUCUAUCAUCAGUCUGUUUUCGAGGUCAUCCUGCCUUAUCUGAGAGAUAAUUUAAAACACGCGAAGUGGACCAAUCGCGAAGCCGCUGUGCUAGCUCUGGGCGCUAUUGCUGAUGGCUGCAUGAAUUCAGUAACGCCUCACCUGCCAGAACUCGUGCCGUAUCUCACCUCACUGUUGUCCGACCCAGAGCCCAUUGUGAGAAAAAUAACUUGCUGGUGUUUAGGAAGAUAUUCUGAAUGGGCAGCGAAUUUGGAGCCGAGCGAAAAGGGCCGUUACUUCGAGCCUAUGAUGGAAGGCAUUCUUCAUCGGAUGCUGGACAAUAACAAGAAAGUUCAAGAAGCCGCCGCUUCCGCCUUCACAAGCUUAGAAGAGAAAUCCGAUGCAAACCUAAUACCGUACUGCCAACCCAUCCUUCGCCAGUUCGUUUUGUGUUUCCAAAGGUACAAGGAUCGCAACAUAUAUGUGCUUUACGACUGUGUGCAAACGCUGGCAGAUUCAGUGAUGUCGGAAUUGGCUAAACCCGAACUCGUCGAAAUCUUAAUGCCGGCUCUCAUUGACAGGUGGAACAAAGUAUCAGACCAAUCCAGGGAGCUUUUCCCGCUUCUUGAGUGCUUAGGUUACGUUGCCUCCGCUUAUGGAGACGCCUUCUCUCAAUUCGCUCCACCAAUAUUUGCCAGGUGUAUCAAGAUCCUGUACGACAACAUCCAGGAGUACCUUCACGCCGUUAAUAACAAGACUGGAGACGAGCCGGACAAGGACUUUUUGGUAACAAGUCUCGAUCUCUUGAGCUGCAUCAUCCAGGCUAUUGAUCCUCAGAAAAGUGGCGAGCUUGUGUCAAAUUCCCAACCGGGUUUCUUUGACCUUCUUUGCUACUGCUUACAGGAUCCCAGUAGCGAUGUCCGGCUUUCAUCCUAUGCGAUACUUGGAGACUGUGCCACUCACCUUUUUUCCCACCUUCAACCUUUCCUUCCAACCAUCAUGCCGAUUCUCAUUAAACAACUCGAUUUAGAUUUGAUACGGGAUGAUGAUUCAGCGAGCGGGCUCAGUGUCAUCAACAAUGCCUGCUGGGCUUGUGGUGAAAUCGCAAUAAAGGCUAAAGCUGACAUGACCCCCUAUCUAGAGAGUCUAUACCGAGCCUUGGUUAUCAUUAUGAGCAAUGAGGAAGUGCCUGAUUCGGUGAAUGAAAACGCAGCGGUCACUCUCGGUCGACUUGGGUCUGGCUGCGCCGAGCAACUCGCUCCCUAUCUCGCACAAUUUGCUGAGACGUUCCUUCGGUCGAUGGCUAAGGUUGAUUUCACGCGGGAAAAAUCUAGUUCAUUUUUAGGGUUCAAUCAGGUUGUGCAGCAGAAUCCCAAAGCGAUGGAAACGUGUCUUAGAGAGUACUUCCAUGUGAUUGCGGUUUUCCCUACCAAGUCCCUCAGCCAACCCGAGUUUGCCUAUUUGCAGCACUCGUUUCAACAGGUACUACAAGGAUAUAAAAGUCUGAUACCCGACUUCAACGCAUUCCUAUCGUCGCUACCAGUUAACGUUACCCGGAAACUUCAGUCGACAUAUCAAUUAUAG